AGGCCUUCAAGGCGUGGCUGCCUCCACCAUCUCUAAGUGGCGUAACUGCCGCUGCUUCCUUCACUGUACAAAACACCAAACAUAACAUUCCAAAUGUUCAACAAAAUCCUGUGCAAACAGAAGAUCCGACGCGUUGUUCCCGGCACGUGCCUCGUGGCUGGCGGCACCGGCGCCGGGGCGAGCCCCGCCAAGGUGACACUCAGCCUCAAGCUGAGGGGAGGGUGCUGGCGACCCACCUCGCGGAAGGUGGCCGUCUUCACCUUCCAGGAGGCGUCCGGCCACGCCUCUUCCCACGCCCUGCUGGACCUGGAGUACCUCUUCAGGUGCAGCAGCAAGCCAGGUGCCAGCGACAUGCAGGUCAAAAUCUGCGUGGCGCUGCGCCGCGGCGGGAAACGCGUGGCCCGCGCCGACCUGGAAGAAUUUCUCGGCCAGCUGCUGCGGGGUGGCCGCCCUGACUCUUUCUUCCUGUACAUACACGAAGAAAAAGUCGCCCUCCUGCAGGCCAAUCAGCCAGUCCCAGGUACGGAAUGGCUCUUUGAAGGGGAGGCACGAGGCACGCACACGGGGGUCAAGGCUGAGGCUGACGAAGGUAACGGUGAUACUGACGAACUUGUGGAAGAAUGCAAUGAUGAAUACUACGAAGAGUGGAAGGCUUACCUCGAGAAGGUAUUCUCUGUCGAAGAUGAAGAUGACACUGACGAAGUGAAAAACUGCAAUGACGACAACUACGAAGAAUGGAAGGCUUACCUCGAAGAGGUAUUUGCCGUUGAUGAUGAUGAUGAAGCUGCAGAGGAGGCGACCUCCGAGCUGCGGGAAGCCUCUGGUGAGGGAAGUGAAGCUGCAGGCGAGGCGACCUCCGAGUUGCGGGAAGCCUCUGGUAAUGAUGCUGAUGAAUUGGAAGACGAUAAUGUUGACUGCAACAAAGAAUGGGAGGCUUAUCUCGAAGAGGUAUUUGCCGCUGAAGAUGAUGAUGAAGCUGCAGGCGAGGCGACCUCCGAGGUGGAGGAAGCCUCUGGUGAGGGAAAUGAAGCAGCAGGCGAGGCGACCUCCGAGGUGGAGGAAGCCUCUGGUGAGGGAAAUGAAGCAGCAGGCGAGGUGACCUCCGAGGUGGAGGAAGCCUCUGGUGAGGGAAGUGAAGCAGCACACGAGGUGACCUCCGAGGUGGAGGAAGCCUCCGGUGAGGGAAAUGAAGCAGCACUCGAGGCAACGUGCGAGGUGGAGGAAGUUGCUCCAAACGGUACAAUGGCCGCAGACAGGGACGCCCCCCAUCAGGGCGAGGCCUCUUCAGCAGUGGCCGUCUCUGCCACGCCCUCCACUGCUUCGUACGCUUACCGCAGCAUGGCUGUGCCUCAUAGAUUCAUUGAUCGCCUUGCAGGCCCCGAGGACCGCCACCUCGAGGAUCUGCGGCGGAGCUAUGGGGUACAAAUCACGCGGAUCAAGCGAACCCUGCAUGUGAAGGGCCGCAAAGACGCUGUGCUGCAGUGCCACCACUCCAUGCGCGCCAAGAUCACUGAGUGGCGGAGUUGCGAGGCCGCUGAGGCUCACUAAGCGACCUACAGACACCUGGGACGGCUCCGUAACACUGACGUAACACGUAACACCUGACGUCUGACGGACAAUGAAGCUGCGGACGAGGUGACCUCCGAGUUGCGGGAAGCUUCUGGUGAAGGAAAGGAGAUGGCCACGAGGUGACCUCCGAGUUGCGGGAAGCCUCUGGUGAAGGAAAGGAGAUGGCCACGAGGUGACCUCCGAGUUGCGGGAAGCCUCUGGUGAAGGAAAGGAGAUGGCCACGAGGUGAC
Molecule: messenger RNA, 1799 nt
Organism: Eriocheir sinensis (Chinese mitten crab)
Lineage: Eukaryota; Metazoa; Arthropoda; Malacostraca; Decapoda; Varunidae
Product: retinitis pigmentosa 1-like 1 protein
Exons: 2
Coding region: 94-1548 (484 amino acids)
Molecular function (GO): RNA binding
Source: RefSeq, a predicted model, not a curated record